Mustela lutreola (European mink) is the source of this 951-nucleotide messenger RNA. RefSeq lists its product as uncharacterized. NCBI's taxonomy places the organism in Eukaryota, Metazoa, Chordata, Mammalia, Carnivora, Mustelidae. The transcript is spliced from 6 exons. Bases 32 to 643 code for a protein of 203 amino acids. The record is from RefSeq and is a predicted model, not a curated record.
CGUCGCUCCAAGCGUCACGGUCUCUUUGGAAAUGUUUGUUCCCGCGGUGUGGGAGGCUGCGUUUGCGCUUCCUGUGGGCUGCUGCCCGGGGAAUGCCCUCAGGGGUCACCUCCCGGCGGCUCGCCCCUUCGCUCGGUCGCGACCUUCCCGCUGUAUGGUUGGCGUCGGGGGCCCUUGGUGGGUUCCGCGCCUUGGGUCGCUGCGAGCGCACCUUUCCUUUGAUCUUCAAGAAAGCUGUGCUGUGAACUGGCGAAGGAAGCAGCAUGCCAUGGGCAUUGGGCCGAAUGGUCCUGUCCUCGGGCGCGCUGGCCGCUGGCAGCUGCGCCCUCAUCUAUUACCUGACGCAGAAGGCCUUCUCCAAGGCUUCCUAUUACCAGCUGGCCCUGGAGCAGCUGCACAGCCGCCCCGAGGCCCUGGAAGCCCUGGGCGCUCCUCUCAGCGUGCACCACCUCCACCUCACCGACAGGGACAACUUCGUGGACAUCGCCAGCGCCCGGCUGAAGAUUCCGGUCUCUGGCUCCAAGUCCCAGGGUCUUCUCCACGUCCACUCAUCCCGAGACGGCCCCUUUCAGAGGUGGCGCCUUCAGGAGGUCUUCUUAAAGCUUCAGGAUGGGCAGCAGAUUCCCGUGUUCAAGCUCAGUGAGAACACGGGUCAUGAAGUAGAAAAUGAGUAGAGAUGAUCGAAAAGACUUGGCUCCCUCCAGACAGUCUUACCUCAUCACCGCGUGCCCUCGUGGCUGUGAGCCAGGUGUCCUGCCGCCGGGGUGCUUGUGUGUGCCGGCAAAUUGGGAUUCUGGUAGGAUUCUAAUUCGUCCACAAGUAGUGUGGAUUUUUUAAUUUAGUUAGAAAUGAAAAUUGUACUCUAAAUAUGUAAGAGUCUGUUUGAAAGUUUGUGGUCUAAAAACAAAGUACUGAAUGCCAGGAAUCUGUACUAAAAAGAUGUUAAUUUCA